Molecule: messenger RNA, 3005 nt
Organism: Folsomia candida
Lineage: Eukaryota; Metazoa; Arthropoda; Collembola; Entomobryomorpha; Isotomidae
Product: chorion peroxidase-like
Exons: 10
Coding region: 121-2877 (918 amino acids)
Biological process (GO): response to oxidative stress
Molecular function (GO): heme binding; peroxidase activity
Source: RefSeq, a predicted model, not a curated record
AUCUUACAUCUUAUUUUACGUCGUCCCAGUCACCAGUGCAUUUUAAUUUUAUGGAGCAAAUCCAUCAAGUUGUAGUUUUUAUUUUUUACUAAAUCAAAAUUUAGCUCAAUAAUUUAAAUAAUGAAACUAGUCAAUUUUAGCUCGUUUAUACUCUUAACUAUUAAUCUAAUCCUCAUGCCAAAAACCGAGUCUCAUGCAUCUCCUGAUAUCAACGACCUGAUUCAGGAACUUGUUCGAGGACAUUUGAUGGAUCGGGGAACUUCGAUGUUGAAAGAUUUUGGAAAAUCUGCCUUAUUUAACAGUCCUUUGAAUAUAUUUAAAAAGUUGGGCCCCAACACUGCAGACGGUGACGGUGGAAAUAUUAAAGAUUCAAAAAGUACUGUUGAAGAAGCUCAAUCAUCGUCUGAAGCUGUCGAUUUUGAUGCCGACCCAGCCAAAUAUAUUACGACAAUAAAGCCAUUGGCGACUUGUACUGCUGGAAGGGAUAUAUCUUCAAUUUUAUACCCCUGGCAGAUAUUCGAUUUUAAAAAUGAAGUCAGUCUAAAUCAGCAAAACGCUAGACUAUGCGUCCCUCUCGUUGUUUGUGGAAGUCAUAUAUUUAACACGGGAAGGGGUCAGGAUGUCGACAUUUGCGAAAGAGGUGAUACUACUGCUACUUCAGUAGGAAAAAAAUCAUCGAUGGGCGUUUGCUGUCCUAUGGAAUCAAUAUUUCCGAACCUCGGGAACAUUACUCCUCUGAAUUUCCUACUAAAUAUUUCAUCUCGAACCAUUAAACCCGUCAACCCACGUUUUCAUCGAGUUUUGUCCAACGGGACCCAGGUAGCAAUGGAGACAAUCAAGAAACUGUAUCUUUCUCAGGAGGAAAUGAAGCUGGCUGGAAAUUCUCAACAUAUGUCGACAAUUUUGGAUGAUGUUCUACUAGAAUCGAGAGAUGUUGGUGAUGGAGGACUCGGCCUUGUGGAAGUUACGAAAGCCAUAGCUGAAAAGUUGACUGGUAGUUCCAGCCUUAUCAAACAAGUACCCGCAGCCUCAGUGGUGGGAACUUUUACAAGUCGCAUAUUCUGUCCAUUACUCGAAGAUACACUAAAAACUUCUUGUCCUCAAACGACUCUUCGUUACCGUACUUUUGACGGAUCCUGCAAUAACAUGAAUGCCAUUACUGUAGGACAAAUUUUCGAACCCUUGGUCAGAAUCACAUCGUCUGCAUACGAGGAUGGCAUUUUCUCUCCUAGAAAGUCUUCCUCGUAUAUCGGGAGCGGUGGAAAUAGGGCUAGAGAUCUUCCGUCACCACGAAAAAUUGUGUCAGUCAUCUCCUUGGGUGUCAAACGUCCUUCUUCUCAAUUCACGUUUGGGUUUGCAGAGCAUGGUCAAUUUGUUGGGAACGACCUGUCCCAAAUAGUGAGCUAUGAUUUAGGUCAAGAUACAAAGAUUAAAUGCUGUACCAAAGAAGGAAAGUAUCUUGACAAACCUGCAGAGCAACACCCACUUUGUUUGAAUAUUGACGUCCAAGCGGAUGAUCCAUUUUAUUCCACCUUUGGAGUACAGUGUUUACCAUUUGUAAGGUCCAUGGUGUCCUCAAAGCAGUGCGCCAUAGGGGCUGCCCAACAAAUCAAUCAAGUAACUCACUGGUUGGAUUUAUCUCAAAUUUAUGGUUCCUUGGAUCGUGUUUCUAACUACUUGAGAGAAUUCAAAGCCGGACGCUUGAGAACAUUCGAGUAUCAAGGGAAUGACUACCUAACAAUUGAUCCGUCAUGCAAUUUAGCUCUACACUCUGGGAAAUGUGGAUUUCGAACAGGUGACUCACGAGCUAACAACAAUUUAUAUUUGACCAUGUUGCACACUCUUUGGCGAAGAGAACACAAUCGAGUUGCCAAUAUUUUAACCACUUUCAACCCUACAUGGAGUGAUGAGAUCUUAUUCCAUGAAGCCAGGCGUAUCGUAAUUGCCGAGUAUCAACACAUCACAUACAAUGAAUUCCUUCCUUUUGUUCUUGGCUCAAAAUAUUCCAAACGAUUCAAUCUUCUCCCAAAAUUCGAGGGCUACACAGAAUACAACUCGGAGGUUGACGCUUCUGUGUCGAAUGAACAUACAACGGCAGCAUUUCGCAUGGGGCACUCCACCAUUCCAGAUUUUCUGAAAAUAAUUUCAGACAAGAAAACUAUAUCCACGAUUGGGAUGAAAGAUUCGAUAGAACACCCACUGAAAAUAAUGGGUGACGAAAUCCCCGACAGUGUCAUUCGAGGAAUGAGUAGAAUGUCAAUGAACAACGUAGAUCAAACGGUUAUCCAAGAGGUUUCCAGUAAAUUGUAUAAACCACCCUCAUCGCUUUUUGGGAUGGACUUAUUUUCCAUGGACAUUCAGCGAGGGAGAGACCAUGGGCUUCCAAGCUAUGCCCAGGUCGUAAACGCACUCUCAUCAUAUUGUGACCUCCCACCCAUCUUUAGUUUCAAGGACUUUCAAGCCCUGUCCAUUAGCCUUGAGAAGGUGAGGCAGCUUCAGGAAGUGUACGACCACUUUGACGAUGUGGAUUUAUUCAUCGGAGGGCUAAUGGAGGAGGCUACGCCGGGUGGAAUCGUUGGCCCAACAUUCGCAUGCAUUAUUGGAGACCAGUUUUCUAGAGCAAAGUUUGGGGACAGGUUCCAUUAUACACAUGGACAAUUGUCCAACUCAUUAUCAACAGACCAACUUCAACAAGUAAGGAGGGCUAGUGCAGCUCGAGUUUACUGUGACAAUAGUAAAGAUAUCCAUGAAAUUCAACCUUUGGCAUUUCAAAAACCUUCGAGUUUCAACCAACUCGUGGAUUGUUUCGACCAGGUUGUGAUACCACGCGUGGACCUUUCUAUGUGGAAGAACCAGAAUCCAUCCAGUGAACAAUAAUAUUUAAGGUGCAGGAAAUAAAUUUUUAAGUUUAGAUAAAUGUAUGCAAGAAAGACUGUAACAUAUUACAUGUAAUUUCAAUACUUUGCUUUAUUCAUUUCGUAAAUAAAUUCUACAUCAUCCAUGAA